Molecule: messenger RNA, 1451 nt
Organism: Balearica regulorum gibbericeps (East African grey crowned-crane)
Lineage: Eukaryota; Metazoa; Chordata; Aves; Gruiformes; Gruidae
Source: RefSeq, a predicted model, not a curated record
AUCACUGCCGAGGAGUCGGAGGAUGACCCACCGUCCAGAGAGGAGCGAGCGGAUGCCCGGCUCAGCAAGCAGGCUGCAGCAGGAGGGAAGAACGAAGGGGCUGUAACUGAAGAGACUGAAGGCAAUGGGCAGAGAGAUGAGGAGGAAGCAGAGCAGCCGGACCCAACGCCUCUGUUGAGUAACAAGCCACGAAAGAAAAAAAAGAAAAGGAAAACCAAGAAAACUUCAGUAGGGGAGACUCUGGAAGACAACGACCUGGAAGACAUCGACAGCCUGCUGGAGAAGAUUGAGGAUACCAAUGGGCUGUCACAGCAGACCCAGAGCGGAAUAAUCACUGACAACAGGCCUCUGCUCUACGUAGAGCACAGAAACUUGAAUCCAGAGAACGAGUUGAAAAGAUACUUCGGGGCUCGUGCUGUUCUUGGUGAUCAGAGGCCGAGGCAAAGGCAGCGCCAGAAUGUCCGCGGCACGUGGCUGACGACUCCGAAGGACACCUGGCCGCGCUACAGCAAGACAGGUAUUGCCAUGCAGCUGGUGGAAACCCGGAGGGGAGUGCAGUACUUCACGUUCAAGCACCAUCGCGAGUACCAGCAAGUGCAGUUCAAGUUCUUGGACGCUGUAGAGUCCAUGGACCCCAACAACAUUGUGCCGCUGCUCGAGGCACUGGAGCCGUACCACGUGGACUCCCUCCUGCAGCUCAGCGACGUGUGCCGGAUGCAGGAGAACCAGGAGAUGGCCCGUGACCUCGUAGAGCAGGCGCUGUACAGUCUGGAGUGCUCCUUCCACCCCGUCUUCAGUCUCACCAGUGGGACCUGCAGGCUGGACUACCGGCGGCCGGAGAACAGGGCGUUCUUCCUGGCUCUCUUCAAGCACCUGAUGUUCCUGGAGAAGAGAGGCUGUCCCCGGACAGCCCUGGAGUUCUGCAAGCUGAUUCUGAGCCUCGAUCCAGAGAACGACCCGCUGUGUGUGCUGCUGCUGAUCGAUUUUCUGUCCCUCCGAGCUAGAGAAUACACCUUCCUGACCCGCAUGUUCCAGGAGUGGGAGAGUCACCGGAAUUUGUCCCAGCUGCCCAAUUUUGCCUUCUCGGUGCCGCUGGCCUAUUUCUUCCUGAGCCAGCAGGAGGAGCGCUCGGAGCUGGAGCUAAGCCAAGCCCGGGAGAAAGCCGCCCGGCUCAUCCAGCUCGCGUUGAUCAUGUUCCCAAGCGUUCUUAUGCCGCUGUUGGAUCACUGCAGUGUGCAGCCCGAUGCCAGGGUGGCGUCCCAUUCCUUUUUUGGGCUGAAUGCUCGGAUAAGCCAGCCCCCUGCCUUGAACCAGCUGACGUCCCUCUACGUGGGAAGGACUCACUCCCUGUGGAAGGACCCAGCCGUCAUGGCGUGGCUGGAGACCAACGUCCACGAGGUGUUGGCCGUGGUGGAUGCCCGGGACCCGCUGGUGGAGGAGUGUGAGCACAA